Messenger RNA from Penicillium manginii, 255 nucleotides. RefSeq lists its product as uncharacterized. The transcript has 2 exons. NCBI's taxonomy places the organism in Eukaryota, Fungi, Ascomycota, Eurotiomycetes, Eurotiales, Aspergillaceae. The coding region runs from base 1 to 255 and encodes 84 amino acids. The record is from RefSeq and is a predicted model, not a curated record.
AUGUCUCAUCCACGGCCCUCGCCGCUGGUUGCCGUUCCAGGUGCUACCCUUUUCUUGAAAAUCCAAGACCACACCAAGCAAAAACACGCUUCUAUCUUUUAUAUUGCGAAAUUGAGGAGCAGGUCUCGCUACUUGAAAAUCGUGAACGGAGUCUCAUUUCUGAACUCGAACGUCUGCGCAAUUAUUCAUGGACCUUGUAUCAUGAGUACAAUAAAGGCAAUGGGAGAGCUGGAGCAGUACAAGAUGCACCAGUGA